Messenger RNA from Rhinolophus ferrumequinum (greater horseshoe bat), 2019 nucleotides. RefSeq names its product cyclin D3 (gene CCND3). Gene Ontology annotation, molecular function: cyclin-dependent protein serine/threonine kinase regulator activity. The coding region runs from base 156 to 1034 and encodes 292 amino acids. NCBI's taxonomy places the organism in Eukaryota, Metazoa, Chordata, Mammalia, Chiroptera, Rhinolophidae. The record is from RefSeq and is a predicted model, not a curated record. Gene Ontology annotation, cellular component: cytoplasm; nucleus; cyclin-dependent protein kinase holoenzyme complex. Gene Ontology annotation, biological process: regulation of cyclin-dependent protein serine/threonine kinase activity; mitotic cell cycle phase transition; positive regulation of G1/S transition of mitotic cell cycle. The transcript is spliced from 5 exons.
GCGCCUGUCAGGGAAGCUGCAAGCGCGCCGACGCGGGCGGGUCGGGGCUCCACUGCGCAGUGCCAGCGCCAGCACCAGACCCGCGCUCUCCGGCCCGCCGCCUCGGCUCUGGCUCGCGAGCCCGCACUCCAGUCCUGCCCGUGCGCUGCCCAAGUAUGGAGCUGCUAUGCUGCGAGGGCACCCGGCACGCUCCCCGGGCCGGGCCCGACCCACGGCUGUUGGGGGACCAGCGUGUCCUGCAGAGCCUGCUCCGCUUGGAGGAGCGCUACGUGCCCCGCGCCUCCUACUUCCAGUGCGUGCAGAAGGAGAUCAAGCCGCACAUGCGGAAGAUGCUGGCGUACUGGAUGCUGGAGGUGUGUGAGGAGCAGCGCUGUGAGGAGGAAGUCUUCCCCCUGGCCAUGAACUACCUGGAUCGCUACCUGUCCUGUGUCCCCACCCACAAGGCACAGUUGCAACUCCUGGGUGCGGUCUGCAUGCUGCUGGCCUCCAAGCUACGCGAGACUACGCCCCUAACCAUCGAAAAAUUGUGCAUCUACACCGACCAUGCUGUCUCUCCCCGCCAGCUGCGGGACUGGGAGGUGCUGGUCUUGGGGAAGCUCAAGUGGGACCUGGCUGCUGUGAUUGCCCACGAUUUCCUGGCCCUGAUUCUGCACCGGCUCUCUCUGCCCAGUGACCGACAGGCCUUGGUCAAAAAGCACGCCCAGACCUUUUUGGCCCUCUGUGCUACAGAUUACACCUUCGCCAUGUACCCACCAUCCAUGAUCGCCACGGGCAGCAUUGGGGCUGCAGUGCAAGGCCUGGGUGCGUGCUCCAUAUCCGGGGACGAGCUCACAGAGCUGUUGGCAGGGAUCACAGGCACUGAAGUGGACUGCCUGCGAGCCUGUCAGGAGCAGAUUGAAGCUGCACUCAGGGAGAGCCUCAGGGAAGCCGCCAAGACCUCCCCCAGCCCAGCUCCCAAAGCACCCAGGGGCUCCAGCAGCCAGGGGCCCAGCCAGACCAGCACCCCCACAGAUGUCACAGCAAUCCACCUGUAGCCCUGGAGAGGCCCCCUCCAGUGGCCACUGACAGCAGAGGAGGGGACACUGCCACCCCCCUUUCCCUGCCUGCAGGAAUGAACCACGCCACAACUGAAGCCUGAGGGGGCUCCUUCCUAUUUGCCCCUUGCCAAGCCGAAGGGGGCAGGUCCUACGUAUCCCUGCCGUGUGCACUAAGGGGCCUGGCCAGCCAUGUUUGUGUGGCUGGCCAGGCUCCUCCUCCUCCCUGCCUCUGACCAGCUCAGCUCCUUCCCUGAUUCUAGCUGGGGGUAGGCCAGGCUGAUCAGAGAUGAAAUUGAAGUAGGUAAAAUACAUCUUACCAGCGUUUUUUUUUUUUUUUUUUUGAGGGCCCCCCCUUAUCUUUGGGGCACUCAUGUUCUCAAUUGCCAAAAUGCCAUAGUGCCUUAUAAGGGUGCUGCACCUUCUAGAGUCUGCUUUUGGAUUGGGAUCUUCCUGAAGAAGUUUCAGAUAUUCUGAGGAGAUAGCGCAACACAAUCCAUGCUCACAGCUGCUCCUAGAGGGAGGGGCCCGGGCCUCUCACAGGUUCAAGAACCAACCAAUUCCUCCUUGCUUUGCUUUCCACUCAGCUUCUCCUAUGUGAUUGAGGGGGGCGGGGUCAGUGCUGAAGGAAGAGGUGGUUUUAAUUUAUUAAUUGCUUUGAGUACAACUGUAAGAGGGUAUGGUGGGGUCCACCUAACCCAAGUGGUGGUAACCCUGGUGGUUGCUGCAUCCCUCCCCUCUGCUGCUGGCUAGAGGGUCUUGGUGGCCAAGGAGCUGCUACAGCCUGGGGACGGGCCAGACCCUCCUCUCCCUUUGGCCCUCUGCCCCAUCCUCCACAGGGGAUGAAGCAGGGAUGCCACAGGUGACCCCAUCUGGAGAGGGAGGCAAGCCCUGUUGACACAGGUCUUUCCUAAGGCCACAAGGUCCAGGCUGGUGGCCCAGGACCAUCAUGCUACCUUAAUAAAGAUUCUGGAAUAAAACUGGC